CAAUUAAUUUUUCUCCUUCAUUAAUUCUUCGUAUCAACAUAUUACUCCUCAAUUACCUUAUUACCAUUUUAAUUAGAGUGUGUGUGAUUCAUUAAACAAAGAUAUUUGCUCGUACAAACGAAAUAAGAUUAACCCUAAUGCCAUGCCACCAUCAUCAGAAACAACUUAUUCCAUUGAUGCACAAAAAACCAACUUCAACCAAACUUACCAAACUACCCACAUAUUCAGAUCAAAAUUACCAGACAUACCCAUCAACAAUACUAUUCCUCUCCACACUUAUUGCUUUCAAAAGCUCCCCCAAGUCUUCCACCGCCCAUGUCUCAUCACGGGUGAUGGCAAGACUUACACCUACGGUGAUAUCCACCGCGCUUCUAGAAGCUUUGCCGUGGGCCUCUUCAACCUUGGAAUCCGCAAAGGUGAUGUCAUCAUGAUCCUACUCCCAAACUCUCCAGAAUUCGUGUUCUCCUUUUGGGCUGCUUCUAUGCUUGGUGCAGUUUCCACCACUGCCAACCCUUCUUACACCUCCGUUGAAAUCACAAAGCAGCUCAAAGCCUCCAAGGCCAAAAUCGUCAUUACACGUUCCAUGCACGUGCACAAGCUCAAACAAGAACAAGAAAACAGCUUUAUAGUGAUAACUGUAGACAAUCCACCAGAGAAGUGCAUGAGCUACUCGGUGGUUUCCAGCAUGGAAGGGAAGCUGCCGGAGGUGGAUAUCGACCCUGACGACAUGGUGGCACUGCCAUUUUCCUCCGGCACGACGGGGCUGCCGAAGGGUGUGGUUCUGACACACAGAAGUCUGAUAACAAACGUGGCUCAACAAGUUGAGGGAGAGAACCCUAACUUGCACCUGAAGGAAGAGGAUGUAGUGCUUUGCGUUCUACCAUUGUUUCACAUUUACGCACUACACUCGGUGAUGUUGUGCUCUAUGAGAGUAGGGUGUAGGGUGUUGCUUAUGGAGAAGUUUGAGAUGAGGGUGAUGUUGGAGCUUGUGGAAAAGCACAGGGUUUCGGUUUUGAUGGCGGUACCGGCGUUGGUGGCAGCACUUUCAAAGAACCCGGCGGUGGAGGAGUAUGACCUUAGGUCCAUGCGGAUGGUGAUGUCGGGAGGUGCCCCACUUGCAGAGAAUAUUGAGGAGGCUUUUCAUAGUAGAUUGCCUCAAGCAAUCCUUCGACAGGCUUUAGGAAUGACAGAAUCAGGACCUGUAAUAUCGAUGUCACUAAGUUUUGCAAAGAAUCCAAUGACAACCAAGUUAAGAUCAUGCGGUACUGUUAUUAGAAAUGCAGAGUUGAAGAUCAUUGAUCUUUUGACAGGCUCUUCUCUCCCUUAUAAUACUUCGGGUGAGAUUUGCAUCCGAGGUCAACAAAUUAUGAAAGGAUACUUGAAUGAUGAGAGGGCCACAGCAGAAGCUAUUGAUGAAGAGGGUUGGCUUCAUACCGGUGAUAUUGGCUAUGUAGAUGAUGAUGAUGAGAUUUUCAUUGUUGAUAGACUCAAGGAACUCAUCAAAUUUAAAGGCUUCCAGGUAUAUAUAACUUGA
Arachis ipaensis is the source of this 1534-nucleotide messenger RNA. NCBI's taxonomy places the organism in Eukaryota, Viridiplantae, Streptophyta, Magnoliopsida, Fabales, Fabaceae. The record is from RefSeq and is a predicted model, not a curated record.